Messenger RNA from Antechinus flavipes (yellow-footed antechinus), 3329 nucleotides. RefSeq lists its product as uncharacterized. NCBI's taxonomy places the organism in Eukaryota, Metazoa, Chordata, Mammalia, Dasyuromorphia, Dasyuridae. The transcript is spliced from 6 exons. Gene Ontology annotation, cellular component: mitochondrion. Gene Ontology annotation, molecular function: 2,4-dienoyl-CoA reductase (NADPH) activity. Bases 1653 to 2384 code for a protein of 243 amino acids. The record is from RefSeq and is a predicted model, not a curated record. Gene Ontology annotation, biological process: fatty acid beta-oxidation.
AGCAGGGCUUGGAGGUGGUAGGGGCCGGUAGGAACCUCACCUUUAUGAUGCUGUUCUACAGUGCGCUCUGGGAAAAAAAGAAAGCCACUGGGACACAGAAAGCCCUGGAGUUUGGAGGUAAAACAAUAGGGUUUGAUGCCAGACCCCACCGCAGAGCAAAAUCCAGGGCAGAAACUGUAGAAAGGUUAUUUUUAGGCUUAGUGGGCAGAAAGAGCCCUCCAAAUGUGGAGUGAAUCCCCUCAUUCCCAAAGAUACAAAGGCAGCUAAGUUGGUCAGUGGAUAGAGCCAAAGGCCAGAUCCAGGCCCCGAAUUCUAUCCCUUUCCCACCGAGCUACCCAAAGGCAGCAAGACCUGAAUUCAGAGUCUGCCUUGGGUGUCUGAAGUGGGGGGCUCUGAGCAAGUCAUUUAAUCCCUUUCUGCCUCAGUUUCCUCAAAGGUAAAGCAGGCAUGAUAAUAAGAGUACCUACCUUCCAGGGUUGAUGUGAGGAUCAAAUGAGAGAAUGUUUGUAAAGUGUUUAGCACAGUAUCUACUGCUAUUAUUAUUAUUAGCAACUAGAUGACUCACUGGGCAGAGUGCUCGUCAGUAAUUCAAAUCCAGUCUCAGACAGAAGCUUUUUGAUCCUGGGCCAGUCACUUAACCCUGUUUGCCUCAGUUUUCUUAUCUGUCAAAUGGGCUGGACAAGAAAAUGGCAAAUCGCUCCAGUAUUUUUGCCAAGAAAACAAGGAGUUGAAGAUGGUUGGACGAGAACUAUUAUUUAAUGGAUGACCACUUGUUGAAGAAGUUUGGUGAGACAAGUAGGUAGCUCAGUGCAUGGAAAAGACCUGAAAGCCAGCAAGAGUUCAAAUUCGGUCCCCCUUAUUUUUUUAAAGUUUAUUUUCAAAAUAUAUUCAUGGAUAAUUUUCAACAUUCACCCUAACAAAAUUUUUCCCUCCUUUCCCUCAUCCCCUCCCCUAAAUGGCAAGUAAUCUAUGUUAAACAUAUGCAAUUCUUCUAUACAUAUUUCCCCAAAUAUCAUGUUGCACAAGAAAAAUCAGAUCAAAAAGGGAAAAAAAUGAGAAAGAAAACAAAAUACAAGCAAACAAUAAUAAAAAGAGUGAAAAUGCUGUGUUGUGAUCCACACCCAGCGCCCAAAUCCUUUCUCUGGGUGCAGAUGGCUUUCUUCACAAGACCAUUGGAACUGGCCUGAAAUUCGGUCCCUUUAAACCUCAGUUUCUUCAUUUGUAAAAUGGAGACAAUAAAAAUACCUCCAAGGUGGUUGUGAGAAUCAAAUGAAAUAUCACAGAAAGUGCUUUGCAAAGCUUUUCCAAGCAUUACAUAGAUGCCGGCUGUUGUUGGAGAGGGAAAUAAUUGUUGUGGGGUGGAUUGGAACAAUUUUCUUGCCCUCUCCGUAAGCUGAGAGUUAGAGCCUAUAAUUUGCAAACUCCUUUGCAGUUCGUUCCUUGUCCCGGACCGACUGCAUAAUAGAUCUAGGAAAUUGGCUGGCGAGAUUCGGGGCUUGGCUGGCAGCCCAGGGGGCGGAGCCAAUCCCUCCAGAGUGCUGAGGGAUUGGCCAGCGACGGCCUCCGAGGGCGAGACGCCAAGGAACCUCCUCCACUUAAUAUUCGCUCGGGGUCCAGCCUUCGCUUGGUCUGCGGGGCAUCCUCCGGGCAGCAUGUCCCCUUCUGAGCGCCUGGUCCUCGUGCUGGGAGGAGCUGGGACCGUGGGCUCUGGGAUUGUGAAGUCGCUCCUGGAGAAGGGGUUCCAAGUGGCUGUCAUUUCCCGGGAUGCUACACGCCUGGAGAAGCUUCGGAACUUCCUACCAGCAGAAGCCCACAAUCGCCUGUUCACUGUGGUCGGGGAUGUUGGCACUGAGGAUGGAGCAGAAGCAGCAAAGGUGUCUCUGCUGGAAGGAGGCAGGAAGGUCACUGAUGUGGUCUCCUCUUUGGGUUUCAGCUGGUGGCAAGGGGGAGCGCCCCACACUCAGAGCCUGAAGGAGCUACAGUGGGUCCUGGAGACCUUGCUCCUGAGUACCUUCACUGCCUGGAAAGCCUUCUUUCCCCUGGUCUGGGAGAACCCGAGGGGCUCAUACACCUUUAUCACAGGUGGGGCAGGAGAUCAUUUGCUCAGGCCGGGCACAGGCUUCCUGACCCUGGGGGCCUCAGGGGCUCUAUCCUUCAGCAAGGUGGUGCGUGAGGAAUACCCUGAUGUACCCUGUAAGCUGAAUGAGGUGAAGAUCAAUAUGGGGGUUGCACGCCCCGAAGCGCUGGCUCCUGGCUAUGUCAGCCACCUGGAGGUGGGCCAGGCCGUGGCCUCCCUGGUGGAUAAGCUUGCCGUCUCGCACACUGUGCUGUGUGUAGACUCCCCCACUGAUCUUCAGGUCUUGACCUCAGAGGGGAAGCUGUGACCCCUCCCUUCUCCCAGGAAACCUGCACCCCUAUCCAGCUGGCCACUGUCAGCACCCCGACCCAUUCCUCCUCUCAAUGGAGCUUGCAAGGGUUGAAAAAGCUCCUUAGCCUAGGUCAUCCCUGUCGUGAACCUCCUGUUUUCUGUAUCACUUCCUCAUAUUACCCAAAGCCCUUCCAGGUGGGGCCCCAGGUGAGACCUGCCCUUAAUCCUGGAGGGGGAUAAGAAACUGAAUGACUCUCACAAGGAGCACAGAACCUUGCUACCCCAGGAAAGGGCAAGAGCUGCCGCAAUGGAGGAUGUUACCAUUCCUGAAGCCCGUUGCACUAGGCUGUGUGGGAGGAAGGCUCCGGUGCUUCAGGCCUGGCUCUCGGUAAGAGAGAAUGCACAGUGGAAGAAGCUGACUCUCAAGUCCCCAGCCAUUUGGGUCUGGAACUCAUGGAGACUCCAGGGAAUUUCUGGGAGGGUGGGGAUAGGAGGAUAGGAAGGAACCUAGAAACAAGCCUGGGGUUUGUUCCCCAACUUACUCCAGACUCACACAAUACCAGAGCAUUUCCUAAGAAGUAGCAUCUGCAGCCAUCUGAGUAUUAGCUCCUCUCCCUGAUUCCUAUCCCAAGGAGCCAGAGGUCAGAGAUUCAGGGUAAAAGCAACUGAAAAGAUGAGAAACACAGAGAAUGAUUCCUCCACCAUCAGCCCCUGGAAAGGCAUCCUUAUCUAAAACCAAACACCUUCCCAUCCCCCAUCCCUCCAUCCUCCAUCCUCUCAAUGCCUUCUGUGACCUAGAAUACAUAACCGGCCUGGUCUGAUUCUUGGCUGGGCCAUUUCCAGUGACAACUUCUCUGAUGUAUUUCCCCAGGCUAGGGAUAGAUACUAUCACCAACCUAUCUCCUCACCCAUUUCUCCCAAUCAUUUUGUUCUCUUUUAAUAAAAUUUGUAUGGAUUCCAA